Tricharina praecox is the source of this 963-nucleotide messenger RNA. RefSeq lists its product as uncharacterized. The record is from RefSeq and is a predicted model, not a curated record. The coding region runs from base 271 to 810 and encodes 179 amino acids. Lineage: Eukaryota; Fungi; Ascomycota; Pezizomycetes; Pezizales; Pyronemataceae. The transcript is spliced from 3 exons.
UGCAGAGGCAGCGCACAGACCUCGGAUUGCAUACACAACCGCCUUCGCUGCUUACCUGCGCAUCCGUCCCUUGGCUGCCGAUCGUGAGAUCAUUGGUCUCUGCAGGUGCAAGCUUACAUACGUAGCAUAGCUAGGGCAAACAGCUCGCUCUGCCGGUACAUAUGGUACAUUCCGCAGCUUGCAGCGGCGAUCAUCGCCAGCAACACCAGCACCACCAGCAACACCACCAGCAACACCACCAGCAAUACCACCACCACCGGGAAAUUCACGAUGUCGUCCGCCGUCCAACGGACGCAACAGACGGAAAUAACCUUCCUUGCGGUCGUCGUCUCCGCGCGCCGCGACGCGCGGAGAGUCAGGAAGAGCGACUGGUACCUUAUCGACGACACGCUGCCGCUGCUCGACCCGUUGGGCUCGGACUCGCGGCCGGGGCGGCCGCCCAGCAGGCACCACGCCAUCAUCAGCGUGUGGCGGGAUAUCGACGAGUUCCGGCCGCGGCCUGGCGAGAUCGUGCUGGUGAGGGGCGCGAAGGUCAAUCGCAAUUAUGUGGAAGAUACGGAGACCCACAGGUUGCGGAAGCUCGACAAGGGCAUGGCCGCGGAGUGGGGAUUGUUGAAUCUUUAUCCUAAUGUGAGACCUGGCUGGUGGGCGACGGAGGAGAUGCUGGAGGGAAUGGAGGUUGAGGGGUUUAGGGAGCUUAGGGAGUGGAGAGAUGGGGUGCUGAAGCGUGAGGAGCAGGAGGAGAGGGCGUGGGAGGAACAGCAGAUUUUGCGGAGGGAGAGGGAGAUUACGGAGAAGGAGGAGGCGUGAGGUGGAUGAGGAGAUGAAGAGAGUGGGUGAAGCUGAGAUUGAGAGGAGGAGGGAAGCCGAGAUGGAAGAGUUCGAAGAGAGGGGUUUGGUUUGGCGGCUGGGUGGAAAGCCGUUUUGGCGGGUUGACGGGAUGUAUUCAUUGGAUGAUGAUGA